Xyrichtys novacula (pearly razorfish) is the source of this 1026-nucleotide messenger RNA. Lineage: Eukaryota; Metazoa; Chordata; Actinopteri; Labriformes; Labridae. The record is from the annotation of a GenBank genome assembly.
AUGAAACUAUUCAGUGUCAUAGUCGGUAUCUAUUUGACAGUGGCUGCUGGUCAAACACAGCCAGCUAUGGAGUCCUCAUACAUCGCUGCUGUAUUUGAGCACAAUUUAAUCACCAACCCAGACCCUCGUGUCCCAGUGUUGCGGCAGGCUGCCCUUCAACACAUGCAGAAAAACUUGGAUAUCUACGAAGUGCAGGCUGCACGAGCUGCUCAGCAGGUAUGAUUUUGAUUGGAAAGUUAUAAAUGCUUAGUAGCGACUCAUAAAAAGGGUAACUUAUUGCUCUACUAAAAAUCAAUGAGCCACCAUGUGCCAGGUUUUUUCUAUUGCGUAACCAGUAAGUGUAUUAUUCAAUAAAAGGGUCAUACCUUAUAUGAGAGCAAAUGACUAUGCAUUCAGAAUCCUGGCAUGUUUUUUCAGUCGUGUCUUCUCUGGUCUUUAUCAGGGUGCCCAGAUCCUGGUGUUUCCAGAAGAUGGUCUACAUGGGUUUAACUUCACUCGACAUCCAUCGUAUCUUGAAACAAUUCCUGACCCCCAGCAGGAGAGCUGGAACCCCUGCACAGAGCCGGAGAAACACGACAACACUGAGGUGCACAGAUAUACACUCAUGUUUGAUGUCUAUCUUGAUUUAAAGAUACCCACGAGCAGCCAACACUGGUCUGUUAUUAUGAAUUACAUUUCAGAAUGGUUGUUUUACAGGUUCUCCAGCGGUUGAGCUGUAUGGCUCGUUGGAAUAACAUCUACAUUGUAGCUAAUAUGCCUGACCGGCAGCCCUGCCCCCUGUCUACAGAUCCCACCUCCUCCUGUCCAUCUGUUGGAUGCUGGCAGUUCAACACCAAAAUUGCCUUUAGGUGAAGUUGAGAUCUUAAAAUAGAGACAUCUAGCUAAACUCCAGCAAAUGCAUCAACGUAUGAAUUCUUAAUUUCAUUAUCUUCUAGGUCUGAUGGCCUGCUGGUGGCACGCUACCAUAAAUACAACCUUUUCCAUGAGGAGUCCUUUGACACUCCACCACAGCCACUGGCCUGCUGA